Messenger RNA from Euleptes europaea (tarantolino), 470 nucleotides. RefSeq names its product cytochrome c oxidase assembly factor 1 homolog. Gene Ontology annotation, biological process: mitochondrial respiratory chain complex IV assembly; mitochondrial respiratory chain complex I assembly. The transcript has 5 exons. Lineage: Eukaryota; Metazoa; Chordata; Lepidosauria; Squamata; Sphaerodactylidae. The record is from RefSeq and is a predicted model, not a curated record. Gene Ontology annotation, cellular component: mitochondrial inner membrane. Bases 51 to 470 code for a protein of 139 amino acids.
GGCUCAGAUCAAGGGAUAUGCAGGAGAGAACUUGAACAGGGAAGAAAAUCAUGCCAGCGUCUUUGAGGAAACUGCAGCAAAUGGCUAUUUAUCUGGGAAUUGUAUCCGGUGGGGGAUGUUCUCUUAUGUAUUACUUCAUGCAGAAGAGCUUUGCCAGAACACAGUACUAUCAACAGGCUCUUGAGCAGCUCCAUAAGGACCCAGAAGCCCUGGAGGCACUUGGCGCUCCUCCUCUUAAAGUACAUUACCUCAAGCUGACAGACAAGCACAAUUGUGUUGAUGAAUCAAGAGCGCAGAUAAAGAUACCAGUAUCUGGAACAAAGACAGCUGGAUACCUUCACGUGAAUUCAGAAAAAGACUUCUCCCUCAAUAGCUGGCGUCUGCAGGCAGCCACGCUACAACUCUCAAAUGGCCACCAUAUACCUGUGUACUGUUCAUCGAUGAAGAACACUAUUCAGGAUGAUGUGUGA